AUGAACACUUGUACAUUUACGUAUAUUAGCCGCGAGACACAUUUGCCACGAACAACAACUGGUACAGAAUAUGCAUGGGAAGAUUUAAAAAUUUUGUGUAACCGAGAAGGUGAGGGUUAUCCAGGUGCAAAAUAUUACAAGACAAUCAGUCCAGAAGGUCCCGAAUUAUUUGCUGUUGUGAACCAAACCAUGGUGCUUUAUCACGACAAAGGCAAAUGGAUUCGAUAUCUAACUGCUAAAAACAUUCAGUUCGAUAUUAGAACGGAUUUUAGAGUCGGCGAAGAAGAAGAAGUUCAAAUUGGUAUUAGCGCAAUUGAAGACUGA
Didymodactylos carnosus is the source of this 324-nucleotide messenger RNA. Lineage: Eukaryota; Metazoa; Rotifera; Eurotatoria; Philodinida; Philodinidae. The record is from the annotation of a GenBank genome assembly.